Molecule: messenger RNA, 1458 nt
Organism: Penicillium griseofulvum
Lineage: Eukaryota; Fungi; Ascomycota; Eurotiomycetes; Eurotiales; Aspergillaceae
Product: M18 family aminopeptidase
Exons: 6
Coding region: 1-1458 (485 amino acids)
Biological process (GO): proteolysis
Cellular component (GO): fungal-type vacuole
Molecular function (GO): zinc ion binding; metalloaminopeptidase activity
Source: RefSeq, a predicted model, not a curated record
AUGGCUGCCAAGCAAUCUGCUUUGGACUUCUUGUCCUUUGUAAAUUCUGCCCCUACCCCUUUCCAUGCCGUCCACGAAGCCAAGGAGCUCCUGACUAAGGCUGGAUUCCAAGAAAUCAGGGAGAGAGAGUCUUGGGCGUCGACCUGUCAACCGGGAGGCAAAUACUACUUGACUCGCAACACUACUACCCUUGUGGCUUUUGCGAUCGGCCAGAAAUGGCAGCCGGGCAAUUCCAUCUCUAUGAUCGGUGCCCACACUGACUCUCCGGUGUUGAGGGUCAAGCCCGUUAGCAAGAAGAGCGGGGAAGGUUUCAUCCAGGUCGGUGUUGAGACCUACGGUGGAGGCCUCUGGCACACUUGGUUUGAUCGUGAUCUGGGUGUCGCUGGCCGGGUUAUGACUCGGAAAAGCGACGGAUCUAUCGUGCAGAAACUGGUCAAGAUUGACCGUCCCAUCCUCCGUAUUCCAACACUGGCCAUCCAUCUGGACCGCCAGGAGACCUUUGCAUUCAACAAGGAAACACAGCUCUUCCCUAUUGCUGGCCUUAUUGCUGCAGAGCUCAAUCGCAAUGGAGCCAACACACCUGACACAGACGAGGGAGAUGACUCAUUGUCACCAUUGAAGUCUGUCACAGAACGUCACCACUCUCACUUUGUUGAGCUUAUUGCUGCUGAGGCUGGUGUCAAUCCUAGCGACAUUCUGGACUUCGAAAUGAUCCUGUUCGACACUCACAAGUCCUGCCUCGGUGGUAUGCAGGAGGAAUUUAUCUUUUCCCCUCGCCUAGAUAACCUGAACAGCACUUUCUGCGCUACAAUUGGUCUGAUUGACUCUGUGGCUGACAAGUCAGCCCUCGAUGACGAAGAUGCGAUUCGCCUGAUUGCCUUGUUUGACCACGAGGAAAUCGGAAGCCGUACAGCACAGGGUGCGGACUCGAACAUUCUUCCGUCGAUCAUUCGCCGUCUAUCAGUCCUCCCAUCCUCCUCUUCCAAGAGCAACGACCUGUCAACUGCCUAUGAGCAGACCCUGUCCACCUCCUUCCUUGUCUCUGCCGACAUGGCCCACUCAGUCAACCCCAACUACGCGGGGAAGUACGAGUCGGACCACAAGCCAGAGAUGAACAAGGGCCCGGUGAUUAAGAUUAAUGCCAAUGCUCGCUAUGCAACGAACUCUCCUGGAAUUGUUCUCCUAGAGGAGAUUGCACGCAAGACCACCAAGGAGACUGGUGUGCAUGUCCCUCUCCAGCUGUUUGUGGUUCGUAAUGACUCCAGCUGCGGCAGCACCAUUGGUCCUAUGCUGUCCGCUGCGCUAGGCGCGCGGACACUAGAUCUAGGUAAUCCGCAACUCAGCAUGCACAGUAUCCGUGAAACAGGCGGUACAUAUGAUGUUGCCCACGCCAUUCGUCUAUUCACUGGCUUCUUCAAGCAUUACUCCGAGCUGUCGAAGACGAUCCUUGUGGAUUAG